Messenger RNA from Talaromyces proteolyticus, 1555 nucleotides. Its product is annotated as putative agmatinase. The transcript has 9 exons. Gene Ontology annotation, molecular function: agmatinase activity; metal ion binding. The coding region runs from base 215 to 1384 and encodes 389 amino acids. The record is from RefSeq and is a predicted model, not a curated record. NCBI's taxonomy places the organism in Eukaryota, Fungi, Ascomycota, Eurotiomycetes, Eurotiales, Trichocomaceae.
GAGAGACAGUGGUCCGAUAGAGCAGACAGUCGGUGAACAAAUCCACACGGAAGUUUCGCCGCUCAAAAUACAUGGUUCCAAUGGAUGACGCAUUCACCAUAUAAUACCUCCCGAUCUUGGUUUUCUGGCGAAUUUUUUUCUCAUAUUGCUGUUGUACUCCAAUUGUAGCUUACCUUCCUUUUUCAUUCGAAGACAGGACUGUACACUGUACACUAUGCACGUAUCUAUUGUCAACACUCUGGCACUCGCCAGCCUCGCUUAUGCUCAUGGAAACCACCAGCAAUUGCCCAUGUCUGGACCGCAUAAGCAAUUGUGGUACAACACUCUUCCAGGUGACGGCGGAACACAGGCUGAUUCGGUUUUCUCUGGAAUUUCGACGUUCGGGCGACUUCCAUAUUUUCCUUGUCUAGCGAGCGAUGAGGAGACGUACGACAUUGCUUUCUUGGGAGCCCCAUUCGAUACCGGAACAUCCUACAGACCAGGCGCCAGAUUUGGCCCUAGCGGCAUCAGACAGGGUUCUCGUCGGCUGAAUCUUUACGGUGGUUACAACGUCCCAUUAGAUGCCAAUCCAUUCUCGGGUGAUAUCAAGGUUCUCGACUGCGGUGAUAUUCCUGUUACCUCGUAUGACAAUGAUUAUGCUAUUCAGCAAAUCGAAGACGGCCACAACAGCGUCAUGAUGCGUAAACCCUUUACCGAUGCCGAAAAACCGGGUCUUUCUCGCGCAGGGAAAACAUUGCCAAGAGUCAUCACACUGGGAGGAGAUCAUACCAUUACGUUGCCUUUAUUAAGAAGCAUUAAUCGAGCAUAUGGGCCAGUAUCGGUGAUUCAUUUUGACAGCCAUUUGGACACAUGGAAACCCAAGGUUUUUGGUGGCGCACCCUCCAAGACUGCCAGCAUCAACCAUGGAACAUAUUUCUACCAUGCUGCCAUGGAGGGCCUUCUGAGGAACGAUUCGAAUAUCCACGCUGGUAUCCGCACUACUCUCUCAGGGCCGUCGGAUUAUGACAAUGACGGAUAUGUUGGAUUUGAGAUUGUCGAAGCUAGGGAGGUUGAUACCAUAGGUACCGGCGGAAUAAUAAAAAGAAUCCGUGAUCGGGUCGGAACCGUCAACCCAGUUUAUCUGUCCAUUGACAUUGACACUCUGGAUCCAGCUUUCGCCCCCGCAACUGGUACUCCCGAAACAGGAGGCUGGUCUACGCGCGAACUUCGCACAAUCCUGCGUGGUCUCGACGGACUCAACUUCAUCGGUGCUGAUAUUGUUGAGGUUGCGCCCGCGUACGACACCAAUGCGGAACAUACAACUAUGGCUGCGGCAGAUGUUUUGUACGAAGUUCUUACGAUGAUGGUUAAAAAGGGCCCGUUAACGAUCGAUGCGUCUAAGUGAGAACAAUGUGCACAUAAAUUGGGACUUAUGAGAUUUUGAUGGUCAAUAAGGCUGGUGUACAUGUAUCUGGCGGCGGUGCUAGCUUUUGAUUACUUGACGGUAUUGCACAUAUAGUUUGAAGUAUAUGUGGAUAGGAUUAGCUAAAUACUAAAUGGUAUAUUAGAGUUUGGU